AUGUAUGCGCGUAAAGAGAUACCGACCAUUUUACCGGAUGCUGUUUUGCGAUGUCGAAAAAUUCAUGCAGCAUCGCUUCUUGAAAUUGAACAAUUGGAACGUAUGAAACAUCGACGUGUCAAUAAUAUUGCGUGGCAACAGCAAUCAUUUCAGAAAUGUUUAAACGAAAAACAUGUUAAAUGGAAAGCACACGAUAGAGCAUUUCGUCUAAAAUUAAAACGAGAUUUAACCAUACCAUUGGCUACUGCACGAGGUAUUCGAUUUUUGAAAACAUCAGACACUAAUGAUGAUAUAUCGAAAUUUUCAAAGACAUUGUCACCAGAUGAUAUCGACGACACGAUUCUGAUUGAAAGAUUGGCUAAAUCGAACAGUGCUAAUCCAAAAAUUUUAAAUACAGGCUCAAAAUCCGUCCAGAUGUCGAACACAGCUACUCCUAUGUUUAGUAGUACACCACACACAAAUUUAAAAGGUCGCUUUGCUAAUUCUCAGUCAGCCGGCGUCAUUCCUCGAAAUAAACGCUUACCAAGUAUCUCAACAACCACACGUACAUUAUUACCUAAUCGUCUAAAGUUAUCAAAACAUCGAAAUAAAGCGAGUCGAUUUGAAAAUUUAUCUGGCACAGAUCAGACAGAAGACGAUAUUGAUUUUGGUACUUUAUUAAUGCGCAUUUUAAAUCAUAUCGCAGCCACACCCGAUUUAAAACAACGAUUGGAUCAUCCAGUAAUACGAGCAAUUCGAGCAAGGGAUAGAAAAACAGCGAGAACUCAAGAUGAACGAUUUUCUCAUUUAAUGCAGACUUUAGCAACAGCCACCACUGAAGAUGCAAAUAAUAAUGCUGAUAGUGAUUCAGAUAAUUGA
Messenger RNA from Didymodactylos carnosus, 858 nucleotides. Lineage: Eukaryota; Metazoa; Rotifera; Eurotatoria; Philodinida; Philodinidae. The record is from the annotation of a GenBank genome assembly.